Molecule: messenger RNA, 1260 nt
Organism: Parascedosporium putredinis
Lineage: Eukaryota; Fungi; Ascomycota; Sordariomycetes; Microascales; Microascaceae
Source: the annotation of a GenBank genome assembly
AUGAAUUCCGCGCCGUGGGGUGACACCCCGCGACGGGCGUACAAUCUCCCAUUCCAGAAUGACUGCGACGCGACAGCCUCAUACGCGCAGGGCAUGCUCCUCGGAGGCUACCCGGAGCCCUCGUACGGGGACGCCGCGACAUUCUUCAAGGCCAUGUUUCCGGGAGAGAACCUGAGCAGCGACACCAUUAUCGAGUAUCACGACUAUUUCUGGCAACCCAACUUCGACCUCUACCGGUUCGAAGAAGGGUUCGCGCCGUGCCAGAGGCAGCUUUGCGCCGCCACGACCGCGCACGUCGACAACACGGGCAUGGGAGUGGGCAUGCUGGUCUCGCUGGGCCUAGAAGCCGAUUCCCCAAGUCUCCCGGUUCACCGUGUUCGACCGCGUCAUCUACGCCUUUACGGAUCCACCCGCCACUUCUUCAUCUGCGCCAUCAUCCUGUGCCUCGGCUCCUCCAUCGGCCUCUUGGCCGACGCGGUGCACAAUUCGCACGUCGAGUCCCUGGGCGAGGUUGGCGGCCGCGUUCGCCCUUACGGCCACCAGCUGCUCGCCGUCGCCAUCACCUACUUCUCCCUCGCCGCCACCGUUCCCGCCUAUCUGUGGGGCUCUCGCCGCCAGUGGCUCGACGCGCCCCUCCUCGUCUUCACCUGGCUGCUCUCCGCCAUCGCCAUCAUCAUCAACAAUCUCGGCUCCUCGGGCUCUCGCCAAACCUCCUUCUCGCGCAUCUGCCCAGAUGACUUUAUCCCCAGCGGCGUGCUGAUGGCGUGCCUCUUCUUCACGCACGGCGUCGGCGCGUGGUGCCCCGCCCUCUUCGCCCUGAUGUGGGCAAAACCCACCAUCCGGCGCGGGUUGCGCGCCCUCAUCUUGCUCUACGCGGUCCUUGGCUUCCUUGCCGUCUGGGCGUUUUUACUCAUCCUCUAUAUCUUUGUCAGCAAGACGUCGUGGAUCAAGGCCAACGUGUUUGACCUAGGCCAGGGUUUGGCGGUUGCCUUGUGGAUACCUUUGAUCUACGAAGUGGUUCACAGCGCUAUUGUCGGUAUCGACCGCGGCCUCACUGCAGGCCUACCCCGAGAAUAUGUCGCCAUCCGCGAGGGCGAAAUUAACGACGAUGUUGACGACGACCCCGUGUUCGUUCCGGGUAUGGCCCCCGGCCCGCGUGGCGCGCUGCGUGCUCCUGUGGCCCCACCCGGUGGCUAUUACUCGGCAGGAUCGGUCCCCGGCACAGCGCUCGGGAUGACCCCCAACCGCCGGCGCAGGUAA